AAAGAAUGGCGAGUAUAACUGUCUAAUGAAGGGUAGAGAAGAGGACACGAAUGAUAAGAAAGAGCAUAAAAUUAGAUUAAAAAAGAAUCCCAAUUUAUUAAAGAAAGAGAAAAAAAUCCAGGUGGCAUACAUCCCAUAUAAUUGUGAUUAAGGGAUAUUAAUUGAACGGGUAAGAUUAAGUUAUAAAGAUAUAAUAAAUGAUAUCAAAAGCACGUGAUUCCACAAAUAAAACCCGAUGAGAAGAACAAUCAAUUAUGAAUAGGCUUACAGUUUCUUCUUCAGAGAGAUAGAAACAUAAAAAUUAGGAGAGAUGGUGUUAAAGCUUGCGGCAACUCCGUUCACGUACGUGGCACACGUGUUGGGAAUCGUAGGACUUGUUCUAGUGCUGGUUUGGACUAUACACUUCAGAGGUGGCUUGGCAUGGGAUGCUUCCAACAAGAACCUCAUCUUCAAUCUCCACCCUCUUCUCAUGCUAUUUGGCUUCAUUGUACUCGGAGGUGAAGCUAUAAUAAGUUAUAAAUCACUUCCUUUGACGAAGGAGGUGAAGAAAUUAGUUCACCUAGUACUCCAUGCACUUGCCUUGGGACUAGGCAUUAUUGGCAUAUACACAGCAUUUAAGUAUCACAAUGAGAGUGGCAUUGCUAAUCUCUACAGUUUGCACUCCUGGCUUGGUAUUGGUGUUAUUGUACUCUACGCUAUUCAGUGGAUAUACGGGUUCGUGACAUUCUUCUACCCUGGAGGGUCCAGUGGGCUUAGGAGUGAGUCUCUACCAUGGCAUGUGUUCUUUGGGCUUUUUGUAUACAUAUUGGCUUUGGGCACUGCUGCAUUGGGCUUUUUAGAAAAGCUGACAUUCCUUGAGUCUGGUGGAGUUGAAAAAUAUGGGUCUGAGGCCUUCUUAGUUAACUUCACUGCUAUUGUCACUGUUUUAUUUGGAGCUUUUGUUAUAUUAUCUGUUUCUUCUCAAGGUCCACCACAAGAAGAUGAAUAUAGCUAUUCAGCUAUAUAAAUAAAUAUAUUAUCCUUAUUAUUAUGCUCAUUUUCUUGUUAAUGUAGCACUACUAGCUAAGACAGUUGUCAUAUCCUUCUUUCUCUUAAAGUACAUAAAUGUUGAUUAUUUAUUUUUAAUUAUAUUUGUAUUAAAGACUGUAAUCAAACUUCAAAUGAGUAACUCACUUGAAUAUGAUCAUAUAUGUAUUAUAUAAUUUUAUAUUUUUAUA
Messenger RNA from Cannabis sativa, 1217 nucleotides. RefSeq names its product transmembrane ascorbate ferrireductase 1. The coding region runs from base 311 to 1006 and encodes 231 amino acids. Gene Ontology annotation, molecular function: oxidoreductase activity. The transcript has 4 exons. NCBI's taxonomy places the organism in Eukaryota, Viridiplantae, Streptophyta, Magnoliopsida, Rosales, Cannabaceae. The record is from RefSeq and is a predicted model, not a curated record.